CCUUUAUUCCUUCACCAUAGUCCAUAGCGAUGAACCCUCCCUAAGGGCCUUCGAUUUAUUCUCUACGAAGAACCCUCGCCGCUGCUUAGCCUGCGAUUGUCACACCAUCGACAACUCUCCAUCAUCUGGGAAGAACAACACCGACAUCAAUAAGCUUUACCCGUUCUCUUCCUUCGUAUGAACCCUAGCCACCAGACCCAUUCGUGUGUGCGUAGAACCCUAAGACUUCGAACGAUUUUCUUUCCAAACAUGAUCCCUCUUCCUUCUUACGUAGUACCCUAACUCCCUACCUCUUCAAUUCGUUCCUUCCCGAUAUAUGGACACACCUGAUCGACUUGGAAAGCUCUGCGAGGCUCAGGGGUUCGAGCGCGUGUACUGGUCGGGGUUGUUGUAGAACAGAGUAUCCUUGGAGUCUGCUUUGUUAUAACCACCCACGUCCUCAAUGAUGCCAGCCAACAUGGCUUAACCUUUGCCAUAUGAGGAUAACAUUUUUUUUUCAAAAAUAACUUAGAGGUUCAAACAUGGAUAUCAACUCCUUUGCCGCUCUGAAGAAGCAAAAAGCGAAGGGCCAGGGGAAAAAGGAGUCGGGCAAGCAGAAGCCCGUCGGCGACUUUUUCAAAAAGGGUGGUGAGCCCUCGGCUGCCCCCUCUGAUGCUGCUGCCAAGAGGAAGGCAACAGACAAGGGUCCAGCCCCCAAAGGGAAGAGGCCCCAAAAGGGGGAUGCCGGGAAGAAGGCUCCCCCGGUCGUGAUCGUGGAUGAACACUCCACCUCUGAGCCACAGGUUGUGGUGCAACGGCUCCAUCGGAUCUUCCUUCGGAAGUGUUCCCUCAGGAGACCCUACAGCUCUCCCUCGUGAAGGGGACCGCCGUGAUGCACGACACAGUGGAGCCGAAGGGAUUUCUGAAGGGUAUUACUUCAGAGAUGGACAGGGCUGCCCUCGGAACCUACGAUGAUGAUGCCCUUCAGAACAAGAUCCUCCGGGCUUCUCUCACUGCUUGCAUAGCCCUCGGUGAGCAGGCCCGGAGGUUUGAUGAAUGGCGCCUUCAGAAGGCCCAACAGGAUGAGUCCCUGAAGAAGCUCAUCCACGAUAACGCUGAUGCCGUCAGGCAGAUGAUGAAUUUGGAGGAAGAACUUCGGCAGGCGAAGGCCGAAGCUGAGAGAGCCAGGGCCGAGGGCAAGGCCAAAGCUGAGAAGGCUGCUGCUGAGGCUGCCCAGAAAGCCCUCGAGGAGGCCGAGGCUGUCAAGGCGGAAGCCGUCGCCAAGGCUCGGGAGGACGCCAUUGCUGUUUUUCUUCUGGAGGGGUGGAAAGCUGAAGGCCAUAAGGACUGGGUGGCUUCGGUGUUGGAGGCGUCCGCAGAUGAGUGGGUGAAAGGCCCCGGGGCGAUGUGGCUAGCCUGGAAGGGUGAGGACUAUUACGCUGGGGGGAGUUCUUCACUCAGGCCCUCAUCUACCGGAGGCUCGCCCGGCACUUCGGGGUGGACCAAAAGGACUUUGAUCCUUCGUCCUAUGGUUUUCCCCCCUUCAACCUGACGUCAGAAUUCUCCUCCCCCUGGAUGUUCAGAGACCGGAUUUGGAGGAUUCGGUGCUGAUGCAGGGGGUACAAGAUGACGAGGAGCCCGGAGAGGAUGUCUCUUCCAAGCCUGCCGAAGAGGUGGCUGCUGAGGCUGUCGUUUGAUUUGUACUUAGACAAUCUUUUGAACAAUAUUCUGUAAUAUACAUUAUGUAACCUUCGGCUUCGGCCCUUUGUUGUAAUUUAAACAUAUUACUCUUUUAUUUUUGUGAAUGAAUGUAUGGAUGCCUUCGGGCUCUCGAUAUAUGAAUCUAUCUCUUUCUCCCCUUGUGAUGAAUGAAUGCCUUCGUUUUCCUUUA
This is a messenger RNA of Cuscuta europaea, 1870 nucleotides long. Lineage: Eukaryota; Viridiplantae; Streptophyta; Magnoliopsida; Solanales; Convolvulaceae. The record is from the annotation of a GenBank genome assembly.